Messenger RNA from Rhizopus microsporus ATCC 52813, 3815 nucleotides. RefSeq names its product phospholipase D/nuclease. Gene Ontology annotation, molecular function: phosphatidylinositol binding; D-type glycerophospholipase activity. NCBI's taxonomy places the organism in Eukaryota, Fungi, Mucoromycota, Mucoromycetes, Mucorales, Rhizopodaceae. The record is from RefSeq and is a predicted model, not a curated record. Gene Ontology annotation, biological process: intracellular signal transduction; phosphatidic acid biosynthetic process; cell motility. The transcript is spliced from 17 exons. The coding region runs from base 164 to 3406 and encodes 1080 amino acids.
AUAAAAUCUUUAAUAAUAAUCAUCUUAGCUGAUUUAGAACAACUAUUUCAUAGUUAAGUGACCUCAAUAACAAGUUUUCAAUAAAACUACAAAAGGCACCUAAAUUUUCAUACCAGACGAGUAUUCACACACGAUAACUUGAUUCAGAAACACUAUAGAUAAAAUGAUUAAUCCAAUAUCUGAUAACAUGGCUUAUAUUAGCCAGAUAGCAGCAGACACAGAUGAUCUUAAUAAUGGACGAUGGCAUACUUUAUUAAGGAAAAUGUCAGUCAUAGUAACUCCUGAACAAUCAACUACAGGCACAGCAGAGACCCUAGAAAAGUCGACUGUAGAAGAAGUUAACUUGCCUACUGUUGAAGAGUGUCUAGAUCAAGAAGAUUAUGAAACUGCUAUCAGCUACUUUGAAACAGACAGUAACACGUUAACAGAUCAUAGAUCAUCAUCUAGUAUUUAUCCUUCUGAUAACACGAAUAAAGUAAAGCAGCGAUGGAUGAGAUCAUUUGAGAAAAUUCGAAUGAUCAAUCAUUUCAAGUCAGCGCCAUCCUCAGGCACCGGCAUCAUAUCAAAACUACCAUUAGCACCUUACUACCCAGCUGCGUUCAUACCCCUCUAUCUUACUCUUCUUUCCAGAGACGAGCAUGGGAGAAAACCACCACCUAUCCUAUUUGACGCGCUAUCAUGUGCUAUCACAGACUCCAUUAUAGACCAAAACACAUCACAUAGACUAUGGAUUUUUCGAAUAGAGUUACAGUAUGGAGAAGUCAAGUGGGUUAUUCACAGAACUAUUAUAGAAUUCUAUAAUCUCCACUUAACUCUCAAGUUCAAACACAUUUCAGGCCUUAUCUCUGAACCCCCUCCUUCUUUUCCCAGUCAGCUUGCUCACCUGACAAACGCUGCCUUAACCUCGAUGCGUAUUGUAAGGGAAGAAGAAGACGAUCGUUGGCAAGAUGUUGCUCUUAAACGCCGUGAUGAUUUAGAAUCUUAUUUAAAGGAGCUAAUCGAGAAAGCUGCUGUCACUGUCAACUAUGAACUGUGCGAAUUUUUAGAGCUCAGUGCCAUUUCGAUCACUAAAGAUAUGGGCUGGAAAGGGAAAGAAGGAUACUUAGAGCACAGUACAGCUCCAAUGUCCUUUCGACUUGGGUUACCUUGGCAGCAGAAAUGGCAGAAGGAGUGGUUGAUUCUAAGAGAUAGCUAUCUUGCUUUUUGUAACGAUAUUGGAUCUACUUCAGUUACAGAUGUCCUGCUGUUUGACAGACACUUGAAGGUUAGACUAAAAGGGCAGGGAAGUACGACUUUUGGUUCUGUUCACUUUAUUAUAUCAAAUUCUACACGAAAGAUCGAAAUAAAGAGUCCUCCGUCAAGAUAUACAGACGAAUGGCUGGAAAACCUUGAAAGGGCACAGAAAGAAAGUCCAUGGACUAUGAAUCAACGUUUCGGGUCUUUUGCUCCUCUAAGAGAACAUAUCAAGGCAAAAUGGUUUGUGGAUGGACGUGACUAUUACGAAGCAGUUAUCCAUGCUAUCAUUUCAGCCAAGUCAGAGAUAUAUAUUGAGGAUUGGUGGCUGAGCCCACAGCUAUACUUACGAAGACCUCCUAAGGGUAAUGAAGAAUACCGUCUGGAUCGACUUUUGAAGAGAAAGGCUUGUGAAGGCAUCAUGAUAUAUAUUGUUCUUUAUAAGAAUGUAUCUGUUGCCUUGCCAUUGGACUCCCAGUAUACAAAAGAUUGGAUGCAGACUGUACAUCCCAAUAUUAUAGUUCAAAGACAUGCUAACCUCACCUCUUCUCCAUUUUGGGCACACCAUGAGAAAAUACUUGUCAUUGAUAAUCGCUUAGCCUUUGUAGGAGGAUUGGAUCUCUGCUUUGGACGAUAUGAUACACAGGCUCAUGAACUCACAGAUUACGAUUCAACUGAUGUAUCCUGGGAGGUGUUUCCUGGGCAAGACUAUUCCAAUCCAAGGAUUAAAGAUUUUCAAAAAGUUAGUCAGUAUGGCACCGAGCUGAUCGACAAGACAACAACAUCUAGGAUGCCCUGGCAUGAUAUCCAUACAGCUAUGGUUGGACCACCUGCAAGAGAUGUUGCUAGGCACUUUAUACAGAGAUGGAAUUUUAUAAAAGCUAAUCGCGCAAAGGAUAGAGACGAUAUUCCCUUCUUAUUACCAAAAGGGGAAUAUGUUACUACUAGAGAUGAAACCAAGUUUAAGGGAACAUGCAAGGUUCAGGUGUUAAGAAGCAGCGCAGAAUGGAGUCAAGGGAUCAUACGAGAGUAUUCGAUAUACAAUGCCUACAUGGAAUGCAUAUUUAAAGCAAAGCAUUUUAUAUACAUUGAAAACCAAUUCUUUAUCACUACAACAAGCCCUGAUGAUAAGCUGAUAAAGAACAAAAUAGGCCAAGCUAUUGUAGAAAGGAUUAAAAGAGCUCAUAAAGAAAAGCAGAAAUUUCGAGUCAUUGUUAUAAUACCAAGUGCUCCUGGUUUUGAAGGCGACUUUGUUCAGGUUGACAGAAGAUCAAUGCCACUUCGAUCAGUUGCUCAAUAUCAAUACAGAUCGAUCUGUCGUGGAAAAUAUUCUAUAUUUGAGCAACUUAAAAAGGAAAAUAUACCCAUUCAUGAAUACAUUGGCUUUUACAGUCUGAGAAACUGGGGUAAGAUUAAACGUCCGUCUAGUUCACCAAGUGCAUUUUUAGACGGGAAAAGAAAACGACGCACAAGAUCAAGAUCGAACACAGUAACUGAUGAGCCCAACGUGGACAUUCAACAAAACCUUUUCUAUGCAGAUGAUGGAAGAAUGGAUUAUGUUACUGAGCAAGUUUAUAUUCAUUCGAAGCUUAUGAUUGUUGAUGACAGAAUUGUCAUUUGUGGAUCAGCAAACUUAAAUGAUAGAUCUCAACUAGGAAACAGAGACUCUGAAAUUGCAGUGAUAAUUGAAGAUACAGACACAAUGGAUUCAAAAAUGAAUGGAGAACCUUAUAAGGCCUCAAGUUAUGCCCUGACGUUAAGAAUGCAAUUAUUCAAAGAACAUCUCGGUCUACUCGAUGCUUCUGCAUCAGAUACCUUUGAUUAUCGGCGUAAAGAAAAUCUUAUCGUGAUGGAUCCUUUGAAUGACGAGUUUUAUUUCAACGUCUGGAACAAGAUUGCAGAAAAGAAUACAUUGAUUUACAGAGAACUUUUUAGAUGUGUUCCGGACGAUACUGUUCAUUCUGCCGAGCAACAUCGUCAAUUUAUGCCUGACCCAACUCGUGUCCUACAGGGACAUAUUGCCGAACCAUGGAAAUAUUCAGCUAAAGAAGUGCAAGCGAAAUUAAACGAAAUACGAGGCCAUCUUGUACAAUUCUCAACAGAAUACUUGAAAAACACCAACAUGACAGCUUCAAUGAUGCAGGAAGCCAUUCCUCCUGCUGUAUUUACUUAAUAAACACCAUUACUUUUGUCUGUCAUCUUCAACUUUUCCUUGUAAUCACUCUAAUAUAUCACUCUAAUAACGCCAUAUAUGUGCUGGAAUUAGACCAUAAAAUACACCGGAAAAUAUGCCUUGAGGACGUGAUUUUGAGCAGCACUUUCAGCGUAUCAGCCAGACACAUGCUGUAUACGUGUGUACGAAUUGCGUACUGAUAUUUUAUCAUGGGACUUAUGGGCGUCAUUAGGGUUCGUGUUUCUUCUUUUCUCUCUUUACCGCUACUCCUUCAAUCACUGUUCCUGGUAUUUGUAUGAUGGCUCAUGACCAUCGUGUGCCAUUUUAGUAUCCUUAUCCACCACUUUUAUAAAGGAAAUACUUUGAGGAUCACAGUAAAAUGUACAAUGUGUAAAUAAUGGAGUUUUUU